AUGAUUCUUUUUCACCUCAAGUCUGCGUUAUCCUUCCUUACACUAUUUUCCCGCUACUCUGUGCCCGUACGAUGCUAUCUACCCUACAAAACCUCCACCAUCGACUGGGAGCCAGUCAAGCAAAAGUCAGGCAACGACACCACGAGCAAGCGCGUGUUUCUCUCGUUAUUGGUCUUGAUGCCGGUGGUUUCGUUUUUCCUUGGUUGUUGGCAGGUUAGGCGGUUACAGUGGAAGACGAAGUUGAUCGCGGACUCGGAAGAGCGGCUUGCGGCACGGCCGUUACAGCUUCCCGAGGAGGUUGAUCCCCAAGCGUGCAACGAGUACGAGUACAGAAAAGUACUUGUGAACGGGAAGUUUGACUACGAUGGGGAGAUUUUUGUGGGCCCUCGAGUCAGGGAUGGUGUGAAGGGCUACCUUCUCGUGUGCCCGCUUGUCAGACCCAACGGCGACCGCAUCUUGGUGGAGAGAGGCUGGAUCUCCAGUGAUAUGGUCAUUCCCGAGAGGCGUGGAAUGACCUAUUUAUCCAGGCCGACAAAUGAAAUCACGAUUCCAUGCCUCUUGAGAAACCCGCCCCCAAAAACGUCACUCCAACACAACCACGAGUACGGCAGCAGAUUAUUUAACUUUAUCGACAUCACCGUGAUGACCAAACAGUCCAAAUGCUUACCAAUGUACUUGCAAGCGAACUACGACAUGAGAGACCAUCCGGAGUAUAUCCACGAAGAGCCCAGCCAGUCCCCAGCUGUCAAAGUCAAGAAGCACUGGUGGAGCAAGAACGAUAAGCCAGAAGAGACUGGGAUUCAGAAGAUCAUCACCGAGGGCCCUAACAAGGGGCUUAUUGGUGUGGACGAGUUUGACGCGUCGUUGGAGUUCUCAGAGCAACAGUUUAUUAAUGCUGGUGUGCCUAUCGCCAAGCCAGCCAAAGUGGAGUUCAAAAACAAUCAUUUAAACUACUUGGUCACCUGGUACGGGUUGAGCAUUCUUUCUACCAUCGCGUUGUUCAGUGUGUUGAAGAAGUACAACAAAAAGGUGGACGCUAAGCUUUUUAUGGACGAAUGUUUUUAG
Messenger RNA from Babjeviella inositovora NRRL Y-12698, 1065 nucleotides. It is a transcript of the gene SHY1, whose product is annotated as Shy1p. Bases 1 to 1065 code for a protein of 354 amino acids. The transcript is spliced from 3 exons. Gene Ontology annotation, cellular component: membrane; mitochondrion. The record is from RefSeq and is a predicted model, not a curated record. Gene Ontology annotation, biological process: mitochondrial respiratory chain complex IV assembly. Lineage: Eukaryota; Fungi; Ascomycota; Pichiomycetes; Serinales.